Actinia tenebrosa (Australian red waratah sea anemone) is the source of this 2637-nucleotide messenger RNA. RefSeq names its product protein Wnt-6. Lineage: Eukaryota; Metazoa; Cnidaria; Anthozoa; Actiniaria; Actiniidae. Gene Ontology annotation, molecular function: frizzled binding; cytokine activity. Gene Ontology annotation, biological process: multicellular organism development; cell fate commitment; canonical Wnt signaling pathway. The record is from RefSeq and is a predicted model, not a curated record. Gene Ontology annotation, cellular component: extracellular region.
CAUUGCGCAUGCGUAUACUCGUGAAUCCUAAAGCUGUAUGCACUUCAUUGACAGUAAUAAUAAUGUACAAAUUAAGCACGCUGUGUUGACGGAUGGAGCUCUUUUGGAAUUAUCCAAAGCCAUCAGCAAACACGGCCAGGUCUUCACUAUAUAGGAUGCAUCAAGCGCAAACCUCACAUUGAUAAGUAACAGAGGGACGUUUAAGAAGCUGGCUAACGCAAGGCAAAGCCCUCAAGGCCUACAAGCAACAGAUUUCGAAUAAGAUAAGAGGAAGCAGGAGAUUGGAGAUCCUUUACUAUUCCAUCUGCACCAAGUGACCUGAAAGUUUGACGGAGAUGAAUGCGCUAGUGGUUGGCUUCUUAAUUCUUGGACUACAGAUUACCGGGUGUUUCGCUCUAUGGGGAAACUUACAGAUGUCAUUUCGACCCAAUCCGAAGGCCAAUCUCAAUACUAUUUGCAAAAGAACUCAGUCUGUUCUGCAGGGUAAUUCAGAUUUUUGCACGUCUAAGCCGGAGCUCGUAAAAACAGUGAUGAAGGGCAUCGCAAUAGCUGUAAACGAGUGCCAAAUCAAGUUUGCCUCUCGAAAAUGGAACUGUUCGACAGUCAAGAGAUCGAUUAGAAGAAUACUCCAACAUGAUUAUCGUGAAACUGCUUUUGUAUUUGCCAUCGCCUCGGCGGGAAUUACGUAUUCUGUGAGCAAGGCCUGCUCGGAAGGUGACCUCGAAGGUUGUUACUGCCGCGGAAAGCAAGUCGUCGGUAACUCUAACAGUUUGAUCACAGAAAACGCCGUGCUUGAAAGACGCUCUUUAGAUCAACGAGAAUUCGAGCGCAAGGGAUGUCAAGCGAGCUUUGUCGAAUUUGGAUACCAAAUUGCCAAACAGUUCAUGGACCAAGGAAAUAACAAAGAUGCCAAGGCUUUGGUCACGAGGCACAACAACGAGGCCGGAAGAUUGGCUGUCAAAAAUCAUAUGCAUAAAAGAUGUCGCUGCCAUGGGCUCUCCCAAGUCUGUACUCAUAAAACGUGCUGGAAUGAGCUAGCUUCCUUCUACUCAACAAGUGAUAGAAUCAAGACUCACUUUGAUGGUGCAAUCAAAGUGUAUGCAGACAACAAGGGAGAAAGCUUAAUGGCCGAGGAACCUACUGUCAAGCCACCGACUUCUGAGGACCUUAUCUACACGACCAAGUCUCCAAAUUUUUGUGUAAGAGAAAAAGAGACGGGAACUCUAGGGACAAAGGGAAGAACCUGCAAUGUCACUAGCUUGGGAACCGGAGGCUGUGAUUUACUUUGCUGCGAUAGAGGAUACGAGAGUAAGAAUGUAGUGGAAUAUGUGAAUUGUGAGUGCACAUUUCACUGGUGCUGUGAAGUACGAUGCAAAACCUGCCGUAAAGAGAGAACAGUCCACACCUGCUUAUAAUCGCAGCGAAAGUUUCAGUGAACAACCACGGCCCUGAACUAAUAGAAGUCUGUUCGACUAUUUAUAAAAGCUGGUUUUCAUCAGACCCCAAAUGACAAAAAUACACAGCCAGACGAUGUAGUAAAUUUCAAAUAUUUUGAAAACUUUCUUUUUACUAAUAGAGUAAUCAACUGGUCGCGUUGAUUAGCUACAGGGUCAAUAGACGCUCGUACGAACAGUAUGAACCCCGGAGCGAAUUUCGUGCGGUAAAAUAAGAAUAAGCCAUGUCAGUAUGCAAAGCAUGUAUUUUGAGGCGAGCAUAAUUCUGCUCUUGAAAAAAAUGGGAAUACGUAAAUGAAAUUGUACAUUCAUGCCCUGCUAAUCACGUUAUAGCAGAAUAAAUGAUUUUAUUCAAUUCAGUCCUAAAAGUAACCACUCAGGAGAGACAUGGGCAGCACCUUUGAAAAAAGAAAGCGAGAUUAAGAAAAUCCCACUUGAUAGUAAUAUCUUUCAAGUGGUGGCAGUGAUCUUGGAUCUUUAAACAGCUAGGUAUCUCCUCGCCGCGUUUAUAUUAAACACAGCGGCUCAAACAGCAGGUACCUCACAGUGCGACCACAGCGAUGCAAUAGCUUUACUCAGCCAUAUCCGUUAAUAUCAGCUAUUCUAAAGGCCACAUGGGGAUAGACCGUUUAUUAAACCAUUAGGUUAAGUAAGUGUGAAUAUCGAGUAGAACUACUUUCCCAUUGCUGUAUCCAAGCAGAAACUCACAAAGCUGUAGAUUAGACUUGAAUGGAAGAGGCCACCCAGUUCAAUGAGYAGUGAGUGGUCAGGAAACGUAUGAAGUGUUGGGUUUAGAGCCGCUUGUGUGUUAUGAUAACAAUUAAGUGGCAACUGAUAGUUCAGUAUAUCGCGCUCGUGCAUGGCGGGAAGUCCGUUUUUAAUAUCGCGCCUACAAAGACCUUUUUCAGGCUCCCUAUAUCUUCUGAACAAAGAAAGCUAUUUGAAUGCUGAGUUGCCGUUUUUGUCUUUGGGGACUUCAAAGCGAGAAAUUUAAUUAAAUAAGCUAAGCAAUGAUUAAAUUUUAAUUUAAGACGUGCCUGUCGGGACGAUAUUCAAUGGAAUGAACUUGGCUCAGAAGGCAACUUGAUUUUGCGAGAUGCCAGAAGCUUCAGCCAAUAAUCUCAAGGAUAAUUAUCGAGCAUUGUACAUAGACAAGCAAAUAAAAAACACGUGUGUGUAAUAA